AAUGCAAUGCACCGCCAAUGUUCCUAAAUCUAAUAUCCCAUGAGUCCCUAAGGCAUUUCUCCAACUAUCCAUUUAGCCAAAGUUGAUCGUAGUUAUCAUCACAAUGCGUCGGAUUGCCCUUUUCGCAUGUCAAUCUGUCCCAUUGGGUAUAUGGUUAUUAACUUCUCCGCACUGGAGGUGACGAGAGACGUGGAUUUCGAGCUUUCUCCAAGAAGCGACGGUUACAUUAGGGAUAAUUCAAAUCGUUGGUAUCUAUAAAAGAUGGCUUUCACGCCCAUACCUACGUUUUUGGAGGUCGUGGGGUAUGUCGGAGGCAUAGUUCUAGGCUUAAAUCCAAAAAUUCGAAAUGGCGGGCCAACUCUUCGCGUUAGGCCUCUUCGCCGUUACGGGAGCCGUCGCGCAAUCGGUCGCUACUUACGACUACAUCGUCGUGGGAUCGGGCCCUGGUGGAGCACCCCUCGCGGCCAAUUUAGCACGAGCCGGCUAUCCGACGUUGCUCCUAGAGGCGGGUGAUGACUUAGGGAACAAUAAGAAUUAUUCGGAGAUGGCCAACUUCAACCUCGCGGCGAACGACGAGAAAUCGAGGUGGGACUUUUUCGUCAAGCACUCUUCAGACGAGGAGCGCGAGGCCAAGUACGAGCAUACAACGUGGCGUAAGCCUGAUGGGUCAUUCUACGUUGGCCUCGAUCCUCCAGAGGGUUCUGAAAGGCUAGGAAUUUGGUAUCCUCGCUCGGCUACCCUUGGAGGUUGUGCCAUGCAUAAUGGUGGUGUGUGUGCGCUCCCCUCUGACGACGAUUGGAAUGCGAUUGCCGAGAGCACUGGAGACGACACAUGGUUGGCGAAGAACAUGCGACAGUACUUCGAGAGGAUAGAGACGGCUCAAUACGUACCUCCGGAAACUUCUGGGCAUGGAUAUACCGGAUACCUCAAUCUCACAAUUAGCGACCCUGCUUUCAUGCAGCAGUCUUCUGACGUGCGGAACAUCGCACGCAGUAUCAUUAAGGUCACCGGUGGCGAUGUGGCCCGGGAUAUCAAUGCGGCAGAUCCGGACCGAGACCAAUCCACUGGCGUCUUCGGUCUCGCUAGUCACGCCGAUCCUACGGGUCACCGUGUCGGUACCAAUACCUACAUUCGAGCGACUUUGGAUGACCCGGCCAAGUACCCCUUAACCGUCCAGCUCCAGAGUCUCGUUACCAAAGUGCUAUUUGCGGAGGAUACCGAGGAGCCAACAGCAAUCGGUGUCGAGGUCCUCCGGGGCCCAUCUCUGUACAAAGCCGAUCCGCGCUAUAACGGUACUAAAGGAGACGUCGUCCAGAUAUUUGCCAAGAGAGAAGUUAUCGUGUCCGGUGGAGCGUUCAACACGCCGCAGAUCCUCAAGCUCAGCGGUAUAGGACCAGCCGAAGAGCUCAAAAAGUUCAAUAUUCCCGUCGUGAAAGACCUCCCCGGCGUUGGAGAGAAGCUGGCGGACAACUACGAGGGAGGCGUGCUGGCUUUGGCUAGCAAGCCGCUGAACGGAUCGUCGGGCCCGAUCGCAGUGCUCCUUAAGACACCCACGGCGCGAAAGAAUCGCAACAUCUACGGCUGGUGCAAGUCCUUUUCCUUCGAAGGGUUUUGGCCUGGUUACCCUACUGAGUACGGCCCGGCGCAGUAUGAGUGUGCGUUCGUGCAUAUGAACCCCCGGUCGCAGGCUGGGUACGUCCACCUGCGCUCGAGUGACCCUCAGGAGCCUCCGGAGAUCAACUUGAACUUCUUCAAGCAUGGCGGGGACGAGGACCUGACUGAGAUGUUGGAUGCGGCAAAGAUCUUCCGGAAGGCUAUCACGUCAGUCGGGGAGCCUAUUGCGCCCUUCAACGAAAAGCACCCGUGCCCCGGCAUCAACCAGAACUGCACAGACGAAGCGCAAAAGGAGUUCCUGAAACUUCAGACCUACUCUCACCACGCCUCGAGCUCGUGUGGAAUCGGCCCCGUGGAUGACAAGCUGGCGGUGCUCGACUCGAAGUUCAGGGUCCACGGCGUAAAGAACCUUCGUGUCGUUGACGCGUCCGCUUUCCCGGCCGUCCCAGGCGCGUUUCCCGUCUGCCCAGUUUUCAUGCUUGCGGAAAAAGCUACCGACGAUAUUUUAGGAGAUAUUCGAAACUAAUUCUCACCUUGCACGGAUAGGCACGUAAGAUGGAAAGGGGGGAUUUAGUGAAUAGAGAAUAAAACCGGGCAAAUAGACAAGGUGGACAAUGAAUCACACAAUGGGCAUUAAGUUAACACUGCAACGGCAGUUACAAUUUGAAGAGGCUCUACGUCGGAGUUCUUGCUUGAGAUUCUAAAUAUGCUAUACCUAUUGCAUGCUUCACACCUUCCCCUUAGCUAUCUUCCAUCUUUAAUAUACCUAAUACUGCACAUCUACAUACAUAUGCCUAGGGAUGUUUUAUUCUAAGGAAU
Messenger RNA from Daldinia caldariorum, 2433 nucleotides. RefSeq names its product putative GMC oxidoreductase. The record is from RefSeq and is a predicted model, not a curated record. The transcript has 4 exons. Bases 347 to 2140 code for a protein of 597 amino acids. Gene Ontology annotation, molecular function: flavin adenine dinucleotide binding; oxidoreductase activity, acting on CH-OH group of donors. Lineage: Eukaryota; Fungi; Ascomycota; Sordariomycetes; Xylariales; Hypoxylaceae.